Tinamus guttatus (white-throated tinamou) is the source of this 4772-nucleotide messenger RNA. The record is from RefSeq and is a predicted model, not a curated record. Lineage: Eukaryota; Metazoa; Chordata; Aves; Tinamiformes; Tinamidae.
AUGGCCGUGGGCUCUCCCACCCUGCAAGCUCCUCUGUUGCUGCCAGUGUCCCAAUCCACGGGCUAUUUCGAGCUGCAGCUCAACUCGGUGAGGAAUGUAAACGGAGAAUUGUUCAAUGGGGAAUGUUGUGAUGGCAUGAAAAGCCCCGAGAACCCGGAGUGCGCCCGGGACGAGUGCGACACUUACGUGAAAGUCUGCCUAAAGGAAUAUCAGGCCAAGAUCACUCCGGUUGGACCCUGCAACUACGGAUUCGGAUCUACCCCCGUUCUUGGUGGAAAUAUCUUUUAUUUGAACAGCAACAAAUAUUCCCAUCAAAGCAAAACCCCCGAGACGGGCAGGAUUGUCAUACCGUUUCAGUUUGCAUGGCCGAGAUCGUUCACUUUAAUAAUAGAAGCAUGGGAUUGGGAUAACGAUACAAAAGCUGGUGAAAACUUGCUGAUUGAACGAGUGGCAUAUGCUGGCAUGAUCAACCCAGAAGAUCGAUGGAAGACACUACAAUUUAAUGGCCCUGCUGUGCAUUUUGAAGUGCAAAUAAGAGUGAAAUGUGAUGAAAAUUACUAUAGUGCCCUGUGCAACAAAUUUUGUGGCCCUCGAGAUGAUUUUGUUGGUCACUAUACAUGUGAUCAAAAUGGAAACAAAGCCUGCAUGGAAGGUUGGAUGGGCGAAGAAUGUAAACAAGCUGUAUGUAAACAAGGAUGUAAUUUGCUCCAUGGGGGUUGCAGUGUACCUGGGGAAUGCAAGUGUCAUUAUGGUUGGCAAGGACAGUUCUGUGAUGAGUGUGUCCGCUACCCAGGCUGUGCUCAUGGGAGCUGUAAUGAACCAUGGCAGUGUAAUUGUGAAACCAACUGGGGUGGCCUGCUCUGUAACAAAGAUCUGAAUUACUGUGGAAAUCACCAUCCUUGCCGAAAUGGAGGAACAUGUAUGAAUACUGAACCAGAUGAAUAUCGCUGUGCUUGCCCUGAUGGCUAUUCUGGAAAGAACUGCGAAAUUGCGGAACAUGCUUGUGUAUCUAAUCCCUGUGCUAAUGGUGGAAUUUGUCAUGAAAUUUCCUCAGACUUCAAGUGUCACUGCCCCCCAGGGUGGAGUGGACCAACAUGCGCAAUUGAUAUUGAUGAAUGCGCAUCUAACCCUUGUGCUCGAGGAGGGACCUGUAUUGAUGGUAUUAAUUCAUUUGAGUGCAUAUGUCCACAGCAGUGGAUUGGAGCAACGUGCCAGCUUGAUGCUAAUGAGUGUGAGGGGAAACCCUGUGUUAAUGCUUACUCUUGCAAAAAUCUCAUUGGUGGAUAUUACUGUGACUGCAUUCCAGGAUGGACAGGAGUAAAUUGUCAUAUCAAUAUUAAUGACUGCCAUGGACAAUGUCAACAUGGAGGGACUUGUAAGGAUGAAGUGAAUGGUUACCACUGCUUAUGCCCUCGUGGUUUCACAGGAAAAAACUGUGAGAGAGAAAUAAAUGAGUGUGAAAGCAAUCCAUGCCAAAACGGAGGGCGUUGCAAAGACCUAGUGAAUGGAUUCACUUGCCUGUGUUCCCAGGGGUUUUCGGGAGUCUUCUGUGAGAUGGAUAUUGAUUUCUGUGAACCUAACCCUUGCCAGAAUGGGGCUAAAUGCUAUGAUCUGGGAGGAGAUUAUUACUGUGCCUGCCCUGAUGACUAUGAUGGAAAGAAUUGUUCACAUCUCAAGGACCACUGCAAGAACAAUUCUUGUAAAGUAAUAGACAGCUGCACGAUAGAAGUCUUCACCAAUGCUACCCAAGGUGGAAUCCGUUUCAUUUCAUCCAAUGUUUGUGGGCCUCAUGGACGGUGCAUUAGUCAACCAGGAGGGAAUUUUACUUGUGCUUGCGAAAGAGGUUUUACUGGAAUAUACUGUCAUGAAAAUAUCAACGAUUGUCUUGGGAAGCCUUGCAAGAAUGGUGGCACUUGCAUUGAUGAAGUGGAUUCAUUUAGGUGUUUCUGCUCAAGUGGCUGGGAAGGAGAGUUGUGUGACACCAAUUUCAAUGACUGUUCUCCUAAUCCAUGUCACAAUGGUGGCCGAUGCAUUGAUUUGGUGAAUGACUUCUAUUGUGAGUGUAAGAAUGACUGGAAAGGCAAAACUUGUCAUUCACGUGAAUACCAGUGUGAUGCAAAUACUUGCAGCAAUGGUGGCACUUGCUAUGAUGAUGGAGAUACAUUCCGCUGUUCGUGUCCUCCAGAGUGGAUAGGAAGUACUUGCAACAUUGCUAAAAACAGCAGCUGUCUUCCAAACCCUUGCAUGAAUGGAGGAACAUGUGUUGGCAGUGGAGAUUCCUUUUCUUGCAUCUGCAAAGAAGGAUGGGAAGGACGCACAUGCACACAGAAUACCAAUGACUGCAAUCCUCAUCCCUGUUAUAAUGGAGGCAUCUGUGUUGAUGGUGUGAACUGGUUUCGAUGUGAAUGUGCACCUGGGUUUGCUGGUCCUGACUGCAGGAUUAAUAUCGAUGAAUGCCAGUCCUCUCCUUGUGGAUAUGGUGCCACUUGUAUAGAUGAAAUAAAUGGAUACCGAUGCACUUGUCCUCCUGGAAGAGUUGGUCCUAGAUGCCAAGAAGUGAUUGGAAUUGGAAAGCCUUGCUGGCUUAAGGGAAUGACCUUUCCUCAUGGCAGCAGGUGGGAUCAAGAAUGCAAUAACUGCCACUGUUUGGAUGGCCGUAUUGACUGCACCAAGGUGUGGUGUGGGAAAAAGCCUUGUCCACCGUGCUCUGAAUGGGGAGAAUGCAGUGCCUCUGAACCUCUGCCUGCCAAUAUCAAGUGUCUGCCUAAUUCUGGAUAUUUGGACAAUGAUUGUGCUAGAAUUACUUUAAUUUUUAAUGGAGACAAAGUUCCACAGGGCACUACAACAGAAAAUAUUUGCUCUGAAAUUCGAUAUUUACCAGCUUCUAGAAUUGUUUCUAGGGAGAGAACUUUGAUAAUAUUAUGUGACCUAUCGUACUCCACAGAGAAUGCAGUGGAAGUUGCUAUUUCUUUUGUUCCGCAUCAAGAUGAACAAGACAAUAGUCUCAUACAGAAUGCUGCUAAUACAAUAGUAAAUGCAAUCACCAAGCGGCAAAACAGCACUGUUAUGUUGGCAGUAACUGAGGUCAAAGUAGAGACCAUAGUUGUUGGGAAUUCAUCAUCAGAUUAUUUGGUUCCAAUUCUUUGUGCGGUGUUCAGCAUUGUGUGGCUGACUUGUAUAAUCAUCUGUGUGUGGUGGACUCGGAAGAGAAGAAAAGAGAGAGAAAGAAGUCGUCCUCCUAGAGAAGAGGGUGCCAAUAACCAGUGGGCACCUUUAAAUCCCAUAAGAAAUCCUAUAGACAGAUCUUAUAGUAACAAAGACAUUCGUUAUGAAUGCAAAAACUUCAUAUCUCCUCAAAAAAGAACUUGUGAUGCAGUAGAGGAGUAUGUAGAGUAUGAGGAAGAGGAGGAUGAAGAUGAGGAAAGAGAUGAGGAAAUGGACAAAUUCCUCUCUCACAAACUCGCAAAGCCUUUGCCAACAAAGGCAUCUGACACAUCAGAGAGCAGUCCAGUAAAGAAAUCCCAUCAAAUAGGCAAAAUGGACAACAGAUCUGUAAAAAAUGUGAAUGCAUCAAACUUUGAAGGCAGUAGAGACUAAUCCGUUUUUGGAAGGUGGGCACACUGCGCCUGCCCUUACUGGGGAGGGGAAACGUUGACAUCUCCACUUUGCAUCAAGGACUAAAAAUAUCUGGAGUCAAAUGUUCAUAGUUUCUUUAUUUUGAGUAAAAAAAAAUUAAAUAAAAAUAAUAAUAAAUAAAAUUUAUUUUGUUUCUUUAGCCUUGUAUAAAUUAUUCAAUGACUGUCAGAUGAAAAAAAUGAGUAAUCUUUGAUAGUUGCUAUUUUUGUAAAGUUUACUUAUAAUACACUCGCUAUGUGGCAGAGGAGAGGUUGUAUUUUCAAUAUGUGUAAAGUUUAUUACAAAAGACUGUACACUGUUUACAGAAUGUAUUUCUUUUUAUUACUUGCUCUAAUUUAAUGGUGGCUUUAAAACCUCCUGGUUGAGGAAAUUGUGUGAACUUUAAGCUGUUUUCUUGACUUUGGAUCUAUUAAUGGCAGCUCACUGCACUUGUUACGUUAGUAGCUUCUGUAAGAUUUUUUUCCAAAUUUGCCUUACACACUUUGUAAUAGGAACAAAAAAUUAUAGAGAUCUUUCAACUGUGGUUUAAAAGUGGCCUUUUUAUUUCUGUUUUAAUUACUUUAGAAUUGCAGUAUUGAAGCAUGUGACAAGUGCCUUGAGAUUAAACUUUUUCUAUAGCAACUGUCAAAGACUGCCAUAUCAAUAUAGCUAAAUUGUGAGAACUCUAGGUUCCCCAACUGACACAGUUUAUUUUCUAAUAGUGAAAGUGCUUUUUUGUAAAUAUGUACAUAUUAAAUGAAUCACUCUGUAUAUUUGAUUUAAUAACUUAAAUAUUUUGGUCUUUUUUUACAUGUCAUUCCUUUUAAUUUAUGUUGCAGAAAAGGAGGUUUUAUGGCAGUUUAUAAGACUUUUUUUUGCUAUUAUGUCCAGAUUAGAAAAUGAUGUUAAUACAAUCAAUGUUAGGAAUCUGUUGGUCAUUUGUAUUUACAUAGGAACAUAACCACUUAUGUGUAAAUAGAUCCAGAACUGUUUGUUUAUCCCCACAUUCAGCCCAUCUCAAGAACACUUAACGGGUGCAUCUACUGUACAGUACCAACAUAGUGAGGCAUUGUUUUUCUUUUGUGAAUAUGUUAAUUACAUGUGGUAUUACCUUUUGCGUUUAAAUACAGGCCUAAUGAAGGGAACAAUAUUUUCCU